AUGGUUCUUUCCCGAAACGUCGCCGAUUAUAUUUUUCCAUUUCAAGCCGUACAGCGUGAUUGACGAAUGUGUUAACUUUGUUGUACAGUACUGUCAGUACAGUAGUGUAAUUUAAACGUGCGUGGUACGGCCCCGAGAGGAGACGGAGCUGAGUGGAGCUGUCUGGACCAGCGGUGUCGAGGUCGGCCUCUGUGGAGGAGGAGGCUCGUCAAGGAGGCUACAGGGCAGUGCCAGGCUAGGUUCACUGCGAGGCUACUGGGCAGUUGGAGGCAGUCGCCCUCCAACAACAACGGAGGGCGGAGGAGCGACGCUCACAACAACGAGCGGAUCGCCGGUGGCUAAAGCAUAGCAAGUUGGCACAGUAGGGGGCACAGGUGGUGCAUCAGCCAGUCAUCUCGGUCAUCUCGGUCAGUCGACCCGUGGCACCUGCUGGGUCUGCCCCGUGACCUGCCAGCGGGCCAUCGACACUUCACGUGGCCUCAAGGUGCACCUAGCCUGGCACAAGCGUCGUGGUGACGUCGUGGCGAAUGGCGGUUGUUGCAUCAGCUCAGUCGGUCCACCCAUGGGCAACCUGGACCUGUUCUGUAACCUCCUGUCAACACGUCACGUCACCCCAACGCGCACCUAGCCUGGCACAAGCGCCGCGGUGACGUCACCGCCACGUGGUGGUGAACGGCGCCUGUAGUGGUGUUGUAGUUGUUGUGGUUGCUGUGUGGUUGGGGUUGUGGUAGUUGUAGUGGUUGUUGUAGUUGUGGUUGUAGUUGUUGUGGUUGCUGUGAGGUUGGGGUUGUGGUUGUUGUGGUUGUUGUUGUGGUUGUUGUGGUUGUGGCUGUGAGGUUGGGGUCGUGGUUGACGUUACAAGCGCUGGUGCGGCAGCGACUCCCGGCGCCUUCGAUAGCUCAGUUGGUAGAGCGGAGGACUGUAGAGGAGACGCCGCCACCUGCAGCAUGCUGCUGCUGCUGCCGCUGUGAGCGCAGCGCGCGGUCAUCCUUAGGUCGCUGGUUCGACUCCGGCUCGAAGGACGAUUUUUUUUUUGUUACAUCGCGAAAACAUAUACACGUGUCGUUAAACCCGCCACCACCCGACACAGCCAAUUAGUAAGGUUCGUCACGUAAACAGAACGUGGCCAGUUCGUUACUAUCACAUCACACAACCGCUUGUGUGUUGGAGAGCAAAUCCACAAACACGACCCGUCCCGUAGCCGCACGCCACGGGUGGCGAUGCCCUCUUCUGUAAUGCCCCACGAAGCCCCGCAGUGUCUCAAUGUAGAACAGCGCGUUGUGCUGCUACGAAUGUUGUUGCCGUUGUUGCUGUUGUUAUGUAACCACCACCACCGCCUGCGCCACUCGCUGACACUGGGGCCCCGUCAAUGCCGGCGGCCUCUGGUUUGAGUGAAGACAGCGCCACCUCGCGGAGAGCCCCUCGCACCGCUCCGAGCGAGGCCACCGCCUCCCCACCCCCCACACCCCCCACAUUCCCCCUCUCCAUCCUGCACAGCCUGCCCCUCCUGCCUCUUCCUCCUCCUCCUGCUGCUGCUGCCUCUUCCCUGUGUGCUGCCUGCCUCCUGCGUGCGUUUGUAACGGCAGUCGCAUCGCCAUCUCCCCAACCAUCAACCAUUACCACAGCCAUCACCACCAUCAUCAUCAUCACCAUCAUCGUCGUCGUCGUCGUCUCUACCAGCCGUCAGCGGUGACAUCGCAGCCUUCGCUCGAAGCUUCGGGUCGGCAAGGACAAGCGACGUAUCUGCGGUGCGUGUCAGGCGAGGAGGAGGAGGAGGGUCGCGAUGGCGGUGAACGUGUACAUCACGCCCGUCACCAUGGACACGCUGAGCCGGCACGACAUGCUGGCCUGGAUCAACGACUCGCUGCACCUCAACUACACCAAGAUCGAGCAGCUGUGCUCCGGCGCCACCUACUGCCAGUUCAUGGACAUGCUGUUCCCGGGCUGCAUCUCCCUCAAGAAGGUGAAGUUCCAGGCCAAGCUGGAGCACGAGUACAUCCACAACUACAAGCUGCUGCAGGCCUCCUUCAAGCGCAUGAGCGUUGACAAGAUCAUCCCGGUGGACAAGCUGGUGAAGGGCAAGUUCCAGGACAACUUCGAGUUCCUGCAGUGGUUCAAGAAGUUCUUUGAGGCGAACUACGACGGGCGGGAGUACGACCCCGUGGUGGCGCGUCACGGCGUGCACGCCACGCCGCCGCCCAACCACGGCGAGCAGAUCUUCAACAAGCCCAAGCGGCACAGCACCCCGCCCGCGGCCGCCCCGAAGGCCACGUCUGUGUCUCCGGCCCCGCGGCCUACCAGCACCCCCGCCCGCUCCUCCCCACACAGCAGCAGCGGGGGGGGCGGCACCCCCCAAGGCAAGCCCAAGGCUGGAGACGACGCCCAGAUGACGGAGCUCAACCAGCAGAUGCUGGAGAUGAAGGUGAGCGUGGAGGCGCUGGAGAAGGAGCGGAACUUCUACUUCGGCAAGCUGCGCGACAUCGAGACCAUCUGCCAGGACUUUGACGCGGAGACCAACCCCAUGGUGACGCGCGUGCUGGACGUGCUCUACGCCACCGAGGAGGGCUUCGCCGUCCCAGAGGAGGAGGAGGCGGGGGAGCACGCCGACUCCGGGGAGCAGGAGAUCUACUGAGGAGCGCCGCUGAGCGCCGUGGUGGCGGUGACGGCGUCUCCAGAAGGCGCCGUCAGCGGGGAGAGGCGAACACACGGCACGCGUGGCCUGCUGCUGCUGCUGCUGCGCUCGCUUGCAUGGAGAGACACGCGGACCCCCCCGCCUCCAUCCCCUCCCCCCCCACCUGCAGAGACACCCCCCCCCCACCCACCCCCUACUGUGUACCGUACCCGUCAGGGCUGCAUUAAUCUUAGCCAAGUAAUGUCCCCGUAGCGGGCACACCACAUCCAGUAUAGCUCUCUCACGACGGUUGUGGCGGCUGCCUGGCCGCGCGUGCCACCUCCCGGAAUCCGUGCGUCGACAACGACCCGGAAACCAUUCGGCAACAGGAGCUCUGGCCCCGCUAGCGCCGCUGCCCAGUCCCCUCCUCACCUCCUCCUGCACCACCUCGUCAUCCACCUCUACAUCCACCUCCUCCUCUUGCACCACCUCCUCAUCCAUCUCCUCAUCCACCAUCUCCUCAUCCGUACCCGAGAGGAGGAGGAGGAGGAGGGGCCGGUGGCUCCGCGUGGCUGGCGCCGCGGGGGGCCCACGGCGCCAGGACGCAGCCAGCAACGAGCGGAGGUGGCGCGAGGGGGCGGGCCUGGGGCCGCCAGCGAGGGCCCCAGGGAGGCGGCGGUGGCCCUCGAGGUCCCGGCGGGCGUGGAGCGGUCGCUCGUCGCGACCGUCGCCCUCCGUGUACAUCUUGUCUUUGUUUUCUGCGUCGCGGCAACGGCCGCGGAGUCAAUCGGCAAACAGGCAAUUUUACACAAACGGGGUUUGUGAACGUAAGAGUGCGUGUGUACGUGUGUAUGUGGUCAGGAACAGCACUUGCCCCAACAGUCUGAUAAGGCUAUAGGGGGGACCUUUGUCUUUGUCUCGUCUCUGGUCAGUAGUCACCCCCAAGGCCCCACCCUGUCAUUCGUCCCUUAGGCUCCCGUCGCCUCAGCAAAUGGCGACGACUAUUACGUCCAAUGAUAUUAACGAUUCUAACGAUGCAAAGGAUGGUAACGAUGAUGACGACGACGACGGUAAUAUUAAUGUGUAUAGUGACACGUUCAGGGUAUGAUGCCACAGAUGGCUUGCGGUGGGGAGCGGAGUUGGUGGUGGUUGAGCGGAUUCCAUCGCUCGGGCGACGUCUGACGCAGAGCCUCCGUAACCAACCACACCGCCUCGUCCACCCCUCGUCCCCCGCGCCUAUGGCUGUGGCGUUGUUUUUGUAAACAUUCGCUCCCUGAUGUUGCCUUCCCCUCUCCUUUCUUACCCUGCCUGGUGGUAACCCCCCCCCCCCCCCCCCCAGGCCGCCCCCCCCCCCUCACCUCACCUCCUCGCUUGUAAAAUACCUCCGGCAGGCAGCGUCGUGCGGGAAGGGGGCGCGCGUGUACGCGGGGCCGCUCGCCACGACCCCUCGGCGCGUCGGUUCGCUUGGGCAGUCGCCGCCGGCGGCCCCUGCUUGACCUGCGGCACCGCUUUGCGUUGAAAGUGAAAAAUCGCCCCCCCCCCCCCCCGUCCCAGAUUUUGGACAAAUUGAUCGAAUCGCGGGCGGUCUUCACGUGGCCACCCCAGGUUGUCCGCUUUGUAGGUGAGCCAUUGCCCAUUUUAAACACGUGCAGUUUAACAAACCGUGUUAUAACAAACCAUAUUUGGUGGCCAGGCAGAAUGCCCUCUGCCAAUUGCCACUGAUUUCCUUAAAACCGCUUUUUGUGUUUAGUUCGUUGUCCUUCCCCCGCACCUCCGACUAGCGCGGUUUGGUACGUACGCUGCAAAAGAAGUUCAACACACAUACACGCAUCACCAUCGGGGCGGUGACACGGCCUAGCCCACGGAUCGGAAACCUGCGGCUCCGGAACCGCGUACGGCUCUGCAAGAACUGCAUCGUGACGGGAUUGAGGACCAACCGUCACGCAUUCACGUUGCAUUGGCGGCGCCUGAAAUAUCGAGGUGGUUUAUUUUAUUUUGUAUGCCGACCCUGCCCAGGGUGGUCACGCUGCAUCCGCCGCUCGUUGCUGCAGAGGUUCGCGUUUCGAACGCAGCGGCCGCCUUGGUUAAUACUGCCGUGUGGCAUCAACCGUUACAAUACCGCCGUCUGAUUUCGCUCGCAGUCGACGUUAAGAGACCCCCCCCCCUCCCCCAGCGGGUCCCGGCGUCGCGGUCCACUUUUUUGCCGACGUUCAAAAGAAACGGCGCAAGUCACAAACACACGUGGCAGUAAUCAUUACCCCUCCCCCCGUCCCCUCCUCCAGGUCCCUCCAGAAAAUGUAGCCAUUCAUGAGACUCGGUGAAAGCUUCGGCUCGCGUUAUCUUCCCAGCUGAACGUGAUUUAAACAAUAAAAAAGUGUCGCGGUUCCAAGUUGGCGGGCAGUAGUUGCUCCUCGUCGCCGGUGACGAUUGCCCUGAACCCGCGUGUCCUGACCCCACAUGUCCUGACCCCACGUGUCCUAGCCCCACGUGUCCUGGCGCGCCACCGCCUUGACAAGGGGGCACUUCAAUGCGAAGUGAGUACAGAAAGUAGGCUGGGCCGUCGAGUUAUUUAUUGAUUCCCCUGGUCGUCGUGCGCGUGUGUGUAUAUACAUGGAGGCUCGUACUUGCUGCGCCACAGUUUAGUUUGUCCCACCGUUUUUUUUAUUUUAAAGGGUUAAACGUUAUCGGUACGUCGGGAGUUCGCAUUUCUUACACAGUUAACGAGACGGAUGCUCCCUCGGUGGCGGCCGUGUUUUGUAAUCACCUGGACGUUAACCCUCGCUCUCUCUCUCUCUGCCGUCUCGUCCGAUGUCAUUCACACGUAACGAUAAAAGUUGUACUGUAUAUAUUAUAAAUAUUAAAACAAACA
Messenger RNA from Lethenteron reissneri (Far Eastern brook lamprey), 5480 nucleotides. RefSeq names its product microtubule-associated protein RP/EB family member 3-like. Gene Ontology annotation, molecular function: microtubule binding. NCBI's taxonomy places the organism in Eukaryota, Metazoa, Chordata, Hyperoartia, Petromyzontiformes, Petromyzontidae. The record is from RefSeq and is a predicted model, not a curated record.